Messenger RNA from Ficedula albicollis (Collared flycatcher), 2110 nucleotides. RefSeq names its product syntaxin 6 (gene STX6). Gene Ontology annotation, molecular function: SNAP receptor activity. Gene Ontology annotation, cellular component: membrane. The transcript has 10 exons. Gene Ontology annotation, biological process: intracellular protein transport; Golgi vesicle transport. The record is from RefSeq and is a predicted model, not a curated record. Lineage: Eukaryota; Metazoa; Chordata; Aves; Passeriformes; Muscicapidae. The coding region runs from base 1 to 936 and encodes 311 amino acids.
AUGAGGAUGUGGUUAGCGAGAUCCUGUUCCGACAGCGGCGCCUCCUCAGCCCCCGCCGGCUCCUCGCUGUCACCAAAUGUGCGGGCCAGACCCCAGGGGGAAGCCAGAUGCGUGAAACAGCCCCGAGGAGCAGCUGAGGGGCUCCUGCUCCUUGUGAACCUGGGGGAGCAGUUCACAGCUCAGGACCACAGAGCUUGUAAAUGCAGGGAGGUGCAGAAAGCUGUGAACACUGCCCAGGGGCUCUUCCAGAGGUGGACAGAGCUCUUGCAAGAUCCCUCCAUCGCCACAAGAGAAGAAAUCGACUGGACCACUAAUGAGCUCAGGAACAACCUGCGGAGCAUCGAGUGGGACCUGGAAGACUUGGAUGAGACCAUUAGCAUCGUCGAGGCAAACCCACGGAAAUUCAACCUCGAUGCCACAGAGCUGGGAAUCCGCAAAGCCUUCAUCACCAGCACACGGCAGGUGGUCAGGGACAUGAAGGAUCAGAUGUCAAACUCUUCCAUGCAAGCUCUGGCUGAAAGAAAAAACAGGCAGGCACUACUGGGAGAGAGUGGGAGUCAGAGUUGGAGCUCUGGACCUGACAAAUACAGCCGUCUGGACCGGGAGCUGCAAUUAGCAAAUUCACAUUUCAUCGAGGAGCAGCAAGCUCAACAACAGUUGAUUGUGGAGCAGCAGGAUGAGCAGUUGGAGCUGGUCUCUGGCAGCAUCGGGGUGCUGAAGAACAUGUCCCAGCGCAUUGGUGGGGAGCUGGAAGAGCAAGCAGUGAUGCUGGACGACUUCUCCCACGAGUUAGACAGCACUCAGUCGCGCCUUGAUAACGUCAUGAAGAAGCUCGCCAAAGUGUCUCACAUGACGAGUGAUCGACGGCAGUGGUGUGCAAUUGUUGUCCUCUUCGUCAUCUUGCUAGUGGUGCUCAUCCUGUUUUUUGUCCUGUGACGACAAAAACUGAACUUCCUGGGACGCCCCCUCCCCGCCCCCUCGCCCUGGCAGCACGGGGAAGUGAAACUCCCCGUUUCCGUCCGCCCACAGAGAUCCCCGGCAGGAACACCUGCACCCAGCUCUCACCAUCCUCCUCCAAGGACUGCGGCUCGGCUGCGCCGGCACCUCCCCUGGCCCGGGGAGAGGGGGUGGAGCGCUGGGGCUGCCUCCUCCCCUGCUGCGGUGCAAUCCGGGCUCCGGGUCUGGCUCCGGGGAGCUGGAGCGGGACCCAACCCCUGCGCUUCCACCCGGUGCAGGUAGGAGCCGGUGGGAGGUGGGCACAGAGCAGCGAGCCCUGGGGAGGACGGGACAGAGGGAGGAAUUACUGAAUUCACUGAGCAUGACACACUGCAUUGCCAGUGCCAGCCUCAAGCAUUACUGGGAAGGGUGAAACCCCCCCAAGCCACGGCAAGGGAGGAGAGCCCUGGCCCUGCUCCCCCUGCCCUCCCUGCCUCCUGUGAGCGGCUCUGUAGCACCAAUUCACUGCCAGGAGAGCACGGUGAGUCCUACCAGAGCUUUCCUACCCUCUACACCGGGCAGAGCUGUAGGGUCUCGUGUCCUGCUGUCGGCCACCCAGGCCUCAUUAGACACUCCAGAGCUUUAAACCUGGGGUGCUGCACACUGAGCGCUGGCAAUCCGCCCUGAGCCAGAGAGGGAGAGUCUUGAAGCUUUUAAACUUGCCUCCCUCAUUAUACAAGCCUCUAAAGCUCAUUGACUGAUGCUUUCUUUGCCCUUGUAUAACUGAGUCACUGCUUCUGUUUAACAGCUGCUUCCCUUUGGCAAGUGAUUUGUCAGGUCUAAAAUAACUUAUUUUUCUUAAGGAAAAAAAAAUUUUAAAGAUUUUUUUGAUGACCAUUGGAGCCACGUUCUCUCUGUGGGUGCUUGACACGCAUGAUCAGAGGAACAGUGCUCAGUGAUGUAUUUUAAGUGUAUAUGAACUUGUAAAUAGGAUGUCUUAAUUUUUCCCAACCGCUAUUUUUUGGACACCUCCAUUGUAAGCAGCCAAAAGGCAGGAGAUUCAAAGCUAGAUCAUGUUUCCUUUCCAGUCCUUUUGUUACCUCCCAGCUGUUUGUCACUCGAGUUGUCUCAGCAGUGUCAGAUUCCCUUCAGGGAAUGUGGAGUAGCCAGGUGG